GGUUUGUGGUCUGGUCUGCGGUUUGUGGUCUGCGGUUCGCGGGGAUUGCGCCGCUGUUGCGUUGUUGGUUUGCCAGCCCAGCGGAUGAAAAAACGCAAACGCAAGGUGGUGGCGGGCUGUGGAAUGCGAGAGGCAAAGCACGCAUCCAUACAACCCAAGGGCUAUAAAGCCGCCGCUUGCCCUCCCAGCCUCGUUUGCCUCCACGCUCCUGCAUCCUCAUACCAGGCCUGCUCUCUGCACAUCCCUCCCCCAGCCUCGCAUCCUCCUUCCCAUCUCAUAGCUCUCCCUCGCACGCCAUGCCCACCUAUACCACCACCACCACCACGUCGUCGUCCUCGACCCUCCCCACCGACCCCUUCAACGCCCCCCCGCGCUUCUCGGCCCUGACCAAGGACCUCCUCCAGGCCGGCAGUGAGCUCCUCGGCACCUUCAUCUUCAUCUUUGUCUCGCUCGGCGCCGUCCAGGCCGCCAUCAAGACCCAGGGCGAUGCCUUCAACCUGACCGUCGCCACCGCCUUUGGAGUCGCCCUCACCCUCGCCGUCUCCAUCACCUACCGCAUCUCCGGCGGUGUCCUCAACCCCGCCAUCACCUUUGCCCUGUACCUCCUCAACCUCUUUGAGCUCCGCAAGUCGCUCCUCUACGCCACCGCCCAGGUCAUUGGUGCCUCGCUCGCCACCGGCGCCGUUGCCCUCCUCUUCCCUGGUGACUUCAAGGGUGCCAACCAGAUCCUCGACGACAAGAUCACCGUCCUCCAGGUCAUUGGCCUCGAGACCCUCCUGACCGCCCUCCUCGUCCUCGUUGUCCUCUUCCUCGCUGUUGAGAAGUCCCGCGUCACCUUCCUGGCCCCCGUCUUCAUCGGCUUCACCGUCUUUGUUGCCCACCUCGUUCUCAUCCCCUACGACAACACCUCCCUCAACCCCGCUCGCUCCUUCGCUGGUUCCCUCGCUGCUGGUAUCUGGGCCGACCACUGGGUCUUCUGGGUUGGUCCCCUCCUUGGUGGUGCCGCCGCCGCCGGUGUCUACAAGUUCUUCAAGUACGUCGACUAUGAGGAGCUCAACCCCAACCAGGAUGCCAGCAGCAACGAGCACAAGCGCAUCAUCCUCGUCUAAGCGAGAUGCGCGUGUGGGCCUUUGGUUUGUGGAGGUGCUGCCGACAGGAUGCCCCCUCACGGCGAAGUUGUGUUGUGCGUAUGUGUAGCGAAGAAGUAAAGGCCCACGAUUCCCCAUGAAUAGUGGGGAAGGAGGAAGGGAAGGGGACCCAUCGGAGUUUGGCAGUCUUGUGACUUUGCCACCGCUCCAUGUUUCCUCCCUCUUCCUCUUUGCGGGCUUCCCUCUCGCUUCACAUUGCCGCAAACGGCCCUGGCCAACCCCCGGCAGACUUUCUGCAUCCCCCUUGCACUCUCCCCACCCCCUCCCAGUUUGUUCUCUCGAUAGUAAUCAACCAGCAAAAUGAUGUAUCUGCGUAGCCCAAAUACACAGCUUUGUCCAAACGA
Messenger RNA from Polychytrium aggregatum, 1492 nucleotides. Its product is annotated as aquaporin-like protein. Gene Ontology annotation, cellular component: plasma membrane. Lineage: Eukaryota; Fungi; Chytridiomycota; Chytridiomycetes; Polychytriales. The transcript is spliced from 3 exons. Gene Ontology annotation, molecular function: water channel activity. Gene Ontology annotation, biological process: transmembrane transport. Bases 297 to 1109 code for a protein of 270 amino acids. The record is from RefSeq and is a predicted model, not a curated record.